AUAGUAUCGUUGAGGGAUCUUACCUUGCCCCAAUAUCUCCUCGUCUCCUCCCGCUAUAAAUCCCGACCCCAAUCCACCCGAUCGAGAUGCGGAGAUAUCGAGUCAUCGGAUUAGUGGCACCCCUGCUCGUGCUGCUUGCCCUCGCCGUGUCGUCAGCCCGGAGCGCAGAAGAGGAGGCUACCAUGGCGGACGGCGGGCCAGUGGUGGGCGGCGUCCACGACGCGCCGGAGGGGCGCGAGAAUGACCUCCACGUCCUCGAUCUCGCCCGCUUCGCCGUCUCCGAGCACAACAAGAAGGCCAAUGCUCUGCUGGAUUUUGAGAAGCUUGUAAAGGUGAAGCAGCAAGUGGUUGCUGGCACGAUGUACUAUUUCACAAUUGAAGCAAAGGAUGGGGAAGUCACGAAGCUCUAUGAAGCUAAGGUCUGGGAGAAGCCAUGGAUGGACUUUAAGGAGUUGCAGGACUUCAAGCCUGCUGAAGACGGUGCUAGCGCCUAAGAAAAUUGAUCCAAUUGCAGGAACACAGCAUCUCCCAUGUGUAGUUGCUGCCUGAAGCGUGUAAGGACUUGCAGAAUAAAGCAGCCGGAAUUGAUAUAGCAGUUGAACAUGUCAUAUCAUGUUUGUGUAGUUGCUGCCUGAAGCGUGUAAGGAUUUGCAGAAUAAAGGAGCUGGAACUGAUAUAGCAGUUGAACAUGUUAUAACAUGUUUCCUUUAUGUAAUAUCACAAAUAAAAGUGCUAGUCUGCUUCUUAAAAGGUGUGUUAACUACAACUCUUGUAAUAGAAUUCUCGUAUUAUAAUUAUGACUAAUUUUGUUA
Messenger RNA from Phragmites australis (common reed), 812 nucleotides. Its product is annotated as cysteine proteinase inhibitor 1-like. Gene Ontology annotation, molecular function: cysteine-type endopeptidase inhibitor activity. Lineage: Eukaryota; Viridiplantae; Streptophyta; Magnoliopsida; Poales; Poaceae. The transcript is spliced from 3 exons. The coding region runs from base 87 to 494 and encodes 135 amino acids. The record is from RefSeq and is a predicted model, not a curated record.